Nasonia vitripennis (jewel wasp) is the source of this 2800-nucleotide messenger RNA. RefSeq lists its product as uncharacterized. The record is from RefSeq and is a predicted model, not a curated record. The transcript is spliced from 7 exons. Lineage: Eukaryota; Metazoa; Arthropoda; Insecta; Hymenoptera; Pteromalidae. Bases 1184 to 2608 code for a protein of 474 amino acids.
GUUGUUGUUUUUCCUGCCUGUCGACUCGGUCAUCGUCGACAAAAGUUUAUCGAGACGCAGAGCGUAUCGGCUUUGGUAACGCGAGCCUUGAUUUUCCACUGCAGCGAGAAAGGCUUUUUCGGGGGAUUUCGAAGCGGAUGCUCUCUCUCUCUCUCUCUGCAUCGACGAUUCUAUAGAAUUUUUCGCGCGCGGCUCGGAAUAUUUCUCGAUAUUUUCCCCCGCUGAUAGGUACAGCGGCGGAGAGAGUUUCAAUUUUCGAAAAAUGUCCGCGCACACUUCGGACGGGCCAGUUUUUGUUAUUAUAAAAGCUGCGUUACGCAACGCGGAAAAAUGCAAACUCCUUAAACACGCUGGUAUACACAAUAAUAAGAGGCAUACAAUCGCACGAGAGCCUUAUGUAAUGCGACGAGUACAAGUGGUACGCGCUGCUGCAGCAAGUAACUUUACAAAAUUUCGCCAUUACAAAUUCGCGAUGCAAAUAUUAUGAUCUACUUUGCUGAUGUCGACGAUACAGCAGCGGUGGCGGUUCGAAUAUCGGUGUGCAGACCGCAAAGACCUUUAACUCGCGAGAUCGAAUGUGCAAUCGGCGCAGGAAACGCGUCGUUGCAUCUUCGUCGUUUUACACGCUCUGGGCUGCAGUGUGCGCGAACCGCGAUCCGAUGUGAUUUUUUCGCAGUUACGUAAAAUGAGAAAUAACGAAAAUUCAUAUUCGCGCUGAAAACCGAGGCAAGUACGUAACUCUGUUUUCAAACUCAGCACCAUUCGGAUCGACUCGAUCGCUCGAGCGGAUGAAAAAAAUCGAGAAACGACACAUCGAAAAUAAUCAAUCGUGCAGUUUCCAAUCACUCGCGCUGCUGCUGCUUACGGCCGUCGGCGAGCGAAAAUCGCGCGAAUAUUAAAUUAGCGUCUCCAUGACGAUGUGCCGGUUCGCGGCCGCAAAAGCUCAGUAGUCCGCCGCAGACCGUCCGAAUCUCUUGUGUAACGUUAUACACGCGGAGGUGAAGAAGUGGACGCUCGAAAAUCGACUGCUGCGGCCGGUGGAUAUGGUCUGUUGUGCUGCGGUGCGAUAUCGUGUGCGGGGGAUACGCGAGGGAUUGGAGUUUUGGCUGCUGCUCUCUCUCUCUCUAUCCCUCUUUCGAGGAGGGCUCGACAUCGACGCGAGGCUUGAAAGCUCGCCGGCGAAAUGUUCUCGCUCCGCGAUGAUUCGAGCUCGUCGGGCGUCGACGAGGACUCAUUCGGCUGGUGGAUUGGUGUCGAGUCACAUCCGGAUGCCACGUCGAAAUCCAAAUCCGAAAGCGAGCAGCCCUCCUCGUCAAUCUCCUCGGACUGUCCUUCGUCCACUACUGCGUCGACGGACGACUGUGCCCUGCGAGCCCGUGAUCUGAGUCAGACUGAGACGAGGGAGGAGAGCAUGACGCUGACCGCCGACGAGGAGCAGAUCGAACUUGGCUCGCUCGACGGCGCCGAGGCUGCCCUGGACAGCGGCUUCGGAAGCAGCAACUCCGAGGCUCGUACCGCUGUCUGCUACACCCCCGAGAGACUAGUCAAGAGCGAGGACUUUAGGAUAGUCACGCCCUCGCCGACGUUCUAUCCUACGCUGGCGGACCUCGUGUCCUCCAGGCUAGCCUCGUCCAAGGCCUACAGAAGUUUGCCCGCCGACAGGAAAAUCGGAGUCGAGCACCUGGCAGCUCUCCUGCGAAGCCCCUACUACGAGAGCAGCUCGUCCUCGAGGUCGAGCUGCAGAAGGUGUUGCUGCAUCAGGUACGGCGGCGGUGAGGUGCUGCUGCACACUGAACGAUGUCCCAGAAACGACGAGGAGAGAGUCGAUCCGGAGCAGGAGCGGGAACCGGUGCCACUCUUUUCAAGUACGCCUGUCACAGAGUGCGGCUCGUGUUGCGGCGAGAACAAGGAUCAGCAGCUGGCCGACGACACGAGCGGCGUGUCUUCCGUCAGCUCUAGCGCUACGGAGGAAGACGACGAGGACCGGCUACCGAGGCGACUAUCCGACGAGCUGGCUUACGUGUCGUUCGAGUACGCACUUGCCGCGCGCGAAUCGCAGGGUAACGAAACCUCGGACAUAAACGAGGUGGUAUCAAUCCUGGCGAGCCUGGACAGCGACCCACGUCGUGUCGAGGAACUGCUCCUCGACGAGGACAGGUUUCGCGAGGCGACGCAGUCUGGACACGACAGUCUCACGAGGUUGGCCCUGGCAAUCGAGCCCGACGUAGUUCCCAUCAUUCCGAUCAUCAAAGUCAACAGUAGCGACGAUAGAGGCGGAGGAGUCAGAAGCAGACAUCGUUUCAAGCCCUGCCACGCGGAAACCGAGCUCGAACAACUGCGCGACAGGAUCGAGAGGCUGCAAGGCUCCAGUAAAGAUCUUCACCAGGAUGUCUCCUCGCUGAGAAGAGACUUUACGAUAGACGAAUGGAAGGUUAAUCAUUUAUCAGAAGACAUAAACAAACUUCGAAACGAAGUUUACGAACUGAGAUACUUGGAUGACCUCUUGAAGCUCCUGAAAGGUGAGCUCGAGAGGAUUUCAAAUCGAAAUUGGCCUUUUACAAUAGGGCGCACGAAACACGGAACUGAAGAGAUAAAUCUCGUUGUUUAAACCUCGUGGAAAAUCCUUCGCGCGUUCAUUAAUAGCUACAAUUACAAUUGUUAUUUAUAUGAGUUAUUGUUUUCUUUCGUACGUAUUCUAUGUCAAUUUAAAAAUAUAGUCCAUGACUGUCAUUUAAAGCAUCGUCGGCAAAAAUUUGUUUAUGCGACUCGUUUUUAAUAAAAAUGUUUGCUUUUUUAAGAA